UGGGAUGUUUGUUUUGGUUUGAAACAAAAACUACUGCUCAUUACGUUUAUUAAUUUAUCUUUAUUUUAAUCUAAUUCGGUUCAAGAUUUUAUUGGUUAACAAAAAUUGUUAAAAUGUCCACAAAACAUCCAAAAUGUUUGCUCUGUAGUAGAGCAUCGGAAAAUUUUCUUCGCGUAACGGAUAACAGUAAUGGAGAGAACGUAGAAGUUGUGCUGUUGAAACACUUUUCUUUCCAGGACACCGAUUUUUGGAAUGAAGUUGUUUGCUCCGUUUGUUGGAAAAAGAUUGUCGACUUUCACGAGUUAUUUUGUGAGGUGGAAAAAAGAUGGACCCAUGGCCGAUUUCGGUGCGAACUGUGCGUAAAUUCGAAGGCAUUCAACAGCGACGGUGAUCUGCAGAUACAUAAUCUUAUGCACCAUUCGCAGCAGGAGACGACGACUUUGAACUGCGAUCAAUGCGAAAAGUCGUUCGCUACCGAGUGGCAGCUUUCCAGUCACAAAACCUGGCAUCAGGAGGUAUUGAGCUUGAACAUUUAUUGUGAUGUUUGUCACAGGCAGUUUGCAUCAAUGCACACACGAAAUGCUCACAUGAGAAAGCAUCAUUCCGAUUACUCGAUAGCAAACAUAGCGAAUGCUUCGUUAGAACCGAUAAGCGUUGCAGACAGUCAGUUUACUAUCACGGAACUAACAGCAGAAGAGCCAAGUCCAAAGAAAGCAAAAUCGUCGGAGACGAAAGCCAGUGAGGAUGAGCUGAUACGACAGUUUUGCAAUCUGGCUUGCCAGCAGUGUGAGUACACAGGGGAGAAUCUCUAUCAGCUGCUGAAACAUUACCAAAGCGAACACAACACGCGUGGCUACGCGGAAUGCUGUGGACUGAAGUUCACGAAAAAGCCCCGCCUCUAUGACCACUGCCAGUUGCACAUUAAUCCGGACAUGUUUCGCUGUGAGCCGUGCAACAAAUCAUUCGCCCAAAGUGAAGGCUUGGAGCAGCACAACCAGUGGGUGCACACGCCAGACUCGGAGAAGCCCUUCAAGUGUAACAUCUGCGAGGCUGCGUUCUGUAAAAACUACCAGCUUAGCUACCACAUGAAACGGCAUGUGGCAAAAGAGCAGAAGAUUUUCCAUUGUGACGAAUGUAACAAAUCUUUUAGUAACUCGCUGCUACUUCGAGCGCAUCAGCAGAAGCACCAUGGAGCAUCGAGCAACUGGGUAUGUGAUGUAUGCGCCAAAGGAUUCGUGCAUAAAGCACUGCUGGAAAAGCACCGCCUGUCGCACACGGCUGAGGGUGCAGCCAGCUUAAUGCGUCAAUGCACCCAUUGCAGUAAGUGGCUCAAGAACAAAGAUACUUAUCAGAGUCAUAUCAAACGCUGUCUGGCCAGUGGGCCGGUUACGUGUGAUGUGUGUGGAAAAUCAUUUUCCCACGAGCCUGGCUUGAUGCAGCACAAGCGAGUGAUGCACAUGCGCGAGCGCCCUCUAAUGGCGUGCCACUAUUGUGAGAAAACGUUCAAAGAAAUUCGACGUCUCAAAGAGCACGAAGCCAAUCAUCGGGGCGUCGUGCUGUACAGCUGCCCGUACUGUCCGAAAACGAGCAAUUCCAGUUCCACCAUGCAUAAUCACAAGAAGACGGCACACGCGGAACAGUGGGCUGCCAAGAAGGAGGCACAGCUUUGCGCGCAAUAA
Molecule: messenger RNA, 1679 nt
Organism: Sabethes cyaneus
Lineage: Eukaryota; Metazoa; Arthropoda; Insecta; Diptera; Culicidae
Product: zinc finger protein 271-like
Exons: 4
Coding region: 114-1679 (521 amino acids)
Biological process (GO): regulation of DNA-templated transcription
Molecular function (GO): DNA-binding transcription factor activity, RNA polymerase II-specific; RNA polymerase II cis-regulatory region sequence-specific DNA binding
Source: RefSeq, a predicted model, not a curated record